CGUCACUCGCUUUGACAGUCUCGUCCAUUGGCAGCGGCUUCUUCAUCUUACCCAUCUCUUGAAACACAAAAGCUCUUUCGACCACACCAAGUGCGCACUGCUUCCCAGUCUACAACACAACCGUCUUAGCCAUUGCAACCAUGUAUGCACGUACCCUCUUCUUGUUGGCGUGUCUCGCCUUCUCGGCCUUUGCUGCACCAGUUCCAACUUCAGAGGUGGCUCAAAGAUUGGAGUCCAUCAUCAAGCGAGACAACCUUCCGAGCAAUGCUGCACCACUCGACAUACUCAAGCGAGGACCGGUCAUCGAGGUCGUUCCGGUCGAGGUCCGAGCGGACUCCCUGGAAGAUAAGAAUGAAGACAUAGCUCAGGAUGAAUUUGAUGAGGAGGAUGGGGUGACGGAACUGGAUGACAUCGAGAAGAGAGCUCGCACCCAAGGCGUUCACAGUGGAGAAAAACGGAAUCGUACUCAGGGAGGGCACAGCAGCGGCAAACGAGCUCGUACCCAGGGUAACCACAGCAGCGGGAAGCGAUCACGUACUCAGGGUGGACACAGCGGUGGCAAGCGAGAUCGUACCCAGGGUGGACACAGCGGUGGCAAGCGAGAUCGUACCCAGGGUGGACACAGCGGUGGCAAGCGAGAUCGUACCCAGGGUGGGCACAGCAGCAGCUAGAGAGACAACAUCAGUUGAGAAAGGUCGCCCCUAGCUUCUCAACUGUUGAUCAGUCGAGGCGGAGUUGACGCGACGCGGUUCUGGUGCACGAGGUGCAUGCUUCUUUCCUUAUAUCCAACCAGGAGGCGGUUGAUUUAAUCGUGGUUUUGGCGAAAAUGGCGAGAAGAUAGCUUCAGAUAUCCUCCAGCCCUGGUUAGGCUGUAAUUUCACUUUCAUCUCUUUC
Messenger RNA from Macroventuria anomochaeta, 894 nucleotides. RefSeq lists its product as uncharacterized. The transcript is spliced from 2 exons. The record is from RefSeq and is a predicted model, not a curated record. The coding region runs from base 141 to 671 and encodes 176 amino acids. Lineage: Eukaryota; Fungi; Ascomycota; Dothideomycetes; Pleosporales; Didymellaceae.